Molecule: messenger RNA, 3723 nt
Organism: Adineta steineri
Lineage: Eukaryota; Metazoa; Rotifera; Eurotatoria; Adinetida; Adinetidae
Source: the annotation of a GenBank genome assembly
AUGAAACAACGUACAUGUAUCAAUAUUUUCAUUGUCCUUGUUAUAUUAGCAAUAGCAAUAUCACUUCUUAUUUACUUUCUACAUCAUUCGAAAAAACAUAAAGUUGCACCAAUUGAUACAUUUAAUACAACAACUACUGGUACCGUUACAAUUGCAAAUGGUGAUGAUAAUAAUAAUAAUCAAUUAACAACUGGUUUUACAACAAAAACAAACUCAACAAAUCAAUUCAAUAACUCAACAACAAGUACAUCAUACGCAGUAAAAGAUUCGACAUUUCGUAUGUCGACAAAUACAUUGGUAACUGUCUCAACAAAAACUGUUCAAAAUGCCGUACAAUCCAAUUUUCAAACAACAAAUAUGGAUACUACAGGACAAAAGAUAACAACGUCUGGUAAUGCUCAAACAUCAAUCUUCAUAACAAGCACAAUGAAAUCUAGUCUUUAUACAACAUUAGCGAGUAGUGCAAAGCAAAAUGCCGGAACAACUGAUAUAACUCAAUUAACAAUGACAAACGAACAAGAUGGAAUAACAAGAAAAACAACAAUUGCAUCCUCAACAUCACUUACAGAUUUGAAAACGCCAGAGGAUAAGAUGACAACUACAGAACAAUCUAAGCUAUUAUCGACAAUCUUGAUGAGAAGUACUCUUCAGACCUCACUGAGCGAUGUGAUAACUGAGACUUUCGAAUCCUUACAACCAAUAGUAACUACGAGUAAUUCUCAAUUUUUAUUGACAAAAAUGACUGUUUAUAGUUCGCAAUCGUCAUCAGUAACUACAACAAUAAAUGCCCCGACAUAUCUAUUCGAAACAGCAGCACCGUCUGCUUCAGAAUCAUUAUCGACAACUAUGAAGUUAGAUAUAUCUGAGUCUGCUUCAAAAAUGACGCCAAUAGAUAGUUCUCCGUUUCGUUCAGCAUCGUCAACAAAAGAUAGUUCUUUAUUAUCAUCGAUGUCUACAGCAACAAGUACUUCUGAGUUCAUAUCAGAAUCUUUGACAACAGUUAAGUCAGUAUUACCAAUAUCGACAAUGACGGCAAGUAGUUCUCAGUUAACAUCCGCAUCAACAAUAAUAGAUAGCUCAAUAAUGUCAUCGACACCUGUAGAAAGAAGUAUUUCACCGUUCACAUCAGAAACCCUGACAACAGAUAGUUCUUUGUUAUCAUUAACCACAAUGCCAGCAAGUAGUUCUCCGUUAACAUCAGAAUCAUCAACAAUAGAUAGUUCAGUGAUGUCAUCGACACCUAUGACAACGAUUAGUGCUGAGUUAACACCAGAAUCUUUAAAAAUAGACAGUUCUGUAUCAGCAUCAAUAUCUAUGAUAGUAGACAGUACUCAAUUGACAACAGAAUCUUCUACAGUUUUUAGUUUAGCAUUAUUAUCGAUAAUUACGGGAACGAGUAGUACUCAGUUAAGGUCAGAAUCAUCGACAACGGAUAGUUCAGUAGUGUCAUCGACACCUAUGACAACGACUGAUGCUGAGUUAAUACCAGAAUUUUUAACAACCGAUAGUUCCGUAUCAGCAUCAUUAUCUGUGACGAUAGAUAGUACUGAGUUAACAUCGGUAUAUUCGACAACAUAUAGCUCAUUAUUAUCGUCAAUAAUCAUGACUAGAAGUAGUACUCAGUUAGUGUCCGAAUUCUCAACAACAGAUAGUGCAGUAAUGUCAUCGACGCCUAUGACAACGAAGAGUGCUAAGUUCACAUCAGAUUCUUUGACAACAGAUGGUUCUGUGUCAAUAUCUGUGAUAACAGAUAGUACAUAUUUGACAUCAGAAUCUUCGACAACAUACAGUUCAUUAUUAUUAUCGAUAAUUACGGCAACGAGUACUUCUCAAUGGACAUCAGAAACAUCAACGGAUACGGGAAAAGAUAGUUCUCAAUUUACAUCAGAAACUUUGACAGUAGAUAAUUCAGUAUUACCAUCAACAACAAUUUUAGGAAGUAGUUCUCAGUUAACAUCAGAAUCUUUGACACCAGAUAGUUCAGCCUCACCAUCUGUAUCUAUCGAGACACAGAGUUCUCAAUUGACAAAAGAGUUUUCGACAAUAGUUAGUUCGACGUUAAACUCAGAAUCAUCAACAACAAAUAGUUUAGUAGGGUCAUCGUUAGCUAUGGCAACAAGCAGUUCUCAGGUAACAUCAGAAUCUUCAACAACAGUUAGUUCAUUAUUAUCAUCGAGACUUAAGGAAACGACUAGUUCUCAGCUCACAUCAGAAUCGUUGACAACUGAUAUUUCAGUAUUGUCAUCGAUACCUUUAGUAGCGAGUACUUCUCAGUUUUCAUCAGAAUCUUUGAUAACAGAUAGUUCAGUAUUGUCAUCAACAUCCACAGCAUCAAGUAAUCUGAAGUACUCGUCGAUAACUAUGGCUAUACAGAAUUCUGAGCCAUCAGGGACAAGUAUGAUAUCAAGUAAUAACGAUGUCUUGUCCAAAACUAUGACGACAGAGAACUCUAAAUUUUCAUCAACAACAAUGAGUACCGAUCAUUCUCAAUCGUUACCAUCCAGUAUGAUUACGGCUAGUUCUCAGACAUCAGCUCCAUCCAUAACAAUAGGCGUAACAAUAACAACAACAGUAAAGACAGAUAUGUCAACAACAAUGGGAAUAGCCAGUACACAAGUUACAAAUAUUCCAUCAUCUAUGAAAAUCACUAGCACAAUGAUGAGUAAUAAUGUUCAAACAUCGACUUCUAAUCAAUCGGUCUUUUCGAAUUUCAAUACAUCGCUAAAUACCGGGCGAUCUAACUUUGGAAGUGUAUUAUUAGCAAAUGGACAAGUUCUUGUAGCUGGAGGUCUUAUUAAUUCCAGUUCUUUAACUUCAGGGACUGAACUUUAUACAUCAACCGGAUGGCAAUUUGCAACUCCGAUGAAAGUAACGCGUGAUUAUCAUACUGUCACUGCUUUUGCAAAUAAUACUAAAGUAUUAGCUACUGGUGGUAAAAUUACAUCCGCUUACCAAACUGCCGAAGUAUAUAACAUUGUGAACAAUACAUGGACACUAACAUCAACUAAUAUGUCAAGUUCUCGUUACGCACAUACAGCUACACUACUUGCAAAUGGACAAAUACUCAUUGCAGGUGGAAAGAAUGCUUCAGGUGUAAGUAUAUCUGCAGCUGAGCUUUAUAUUCCAUCAUCAAACUCAUUUAUUAAUACAACUAACAUGAAUAUAACACGAUCUUAUUUCACCAGUACACUUCUUAGUGAUGGAUCAACUGUACUUGUUACAGGAGGUGUUAAUGCUAGUAAUUAUCUCAUUACAACAGCAGAACUCUAUAUUAAUGGCUCUUGGACACUCUUAUCUAAUAGUAUGACUAUAAAUCGAGCUUAUCAUGCUGCUGUAUUAUUAAAUGAUGGAACUGUGUUAGUUGCAGGUGGAGGUGGAGGUGACGGUGGAACACUUGCAUAUCCAAAUGCUGAUAUUUAUAAUCCAACAACAAGAAACUUUACAGCUGUUGGAUCAAUGCAAUAUCGUCGAGGAGCAUUCACACUUACACUUCUACCAUCAGGUAAAGUAUUAGCAGCUGGUGGAGCUGAUUGGACAACAAGUACGUAUCCACUAGUAUGUGAAUUAUAUGAUCCUGUCACAAGAACGUGGUCAAAUACUACUAUGUUAAAUCAUGGAAGAAGUUAUCAUCAAAGUGUUUUAACAAGUACUUUUGUAUUAAUUAUGGGUGGCUAUGAUGGAAAUAAUAAUAGACUUACCAGUUCUGAAAUAUACAAUUUAUGA